CAAAAGAGUUUUGAGUUGGUUUUUUGGAUGAGUCUGCCGAGGAAGGCAGGCUCCUGCAGGAGUCUUGGAGGGUCGGAUGCAGCCCCGGAUGAGGAUGAGGCGUGGCGGAAGAUGCGUUUGGCUCUGCAGACACUGCAUCGGGCAGCAGGGGACUCUGGGAGGCUGGUGCAGCCUGAAGGCAUGGCUCUUGACAGCCUUCUAGUAGAAUCUCUGGAAUUGUGCAUAUCAUAGUAAGAUUUUUAAUUAAUGAAGAUGUCACCACUUACUGAGUGUGAUAAGCCCCCCGCUUCAUCCCCAUCUCCUACCCUGGGCUGAGACUGUUUCCAAAGGACUCCUCAAGUUGAGAACUCAAGUUGGACCCCACCCUUGCCUAGUCUAACUUCGCACCCUGAAGCUGUCUCCCCCUCUAGCCUUCUCUGGACCCCUGGGAGUGCUGUUCUCCAGAAGAGGAAGGACAGAAGAGGAAAGAAACUAACGGGUAUUGAGCACCUACUGUGUGCCAGGCCCAGGCCAGGUUCCCCCUACCACCAGCCAGUCUGUGCAGACUUGCUGCCUGCUGUGUCACCGGGAACGCAAAGGCUGGGAAGAAGGCCCUUCCCAGAACGGACUGGUGUUGCAGGGUGAGAAGCUGCCCCCUGACUUCAUGCCAAAGCUCGUCAAGAAUCUCCUAGGCGAGAUGCCUCUGUGGGUCUGCCAGAGUUGCCGAAAGAGCAUGGAGGAAGAUGAAAGGCAGACAGGUCGAGAACAUGCAGUGGCGAUCUCCUUGUCACACACAUCCUGCAAAUCACAGUCUUGUGGGGGUGAUUCUCAUUCCUCUUCGUCCUCCUCUUCAUCGUCCUCUUCCUCGUCCUCCUCCUGCCAUGGGAACUCAGGGGACUGGGAUCCUAGUUCGUUCCUGUCAGCACAUAAGCUCUCGGGCCUCUGGAACUCCCCGCACUCCAGUGGGGCCAUGCCAGGUGGCUCGCUCGGGAGCCCUCCUACAAUCCCUGGUGAGGUUUUCCCCAUCUCGGAGCACCACCGGCACUCAGACCUCACUGCUCCACCUAACAGCCCCACCGGCCACCACCCCCAGCCAGCGCCGCUGAUCCCAUCUCACCCCGGAUCCUUUGGCUCACCACCCCACCCGCACCUGCUGCCCACCACCCCAGCAGUGCAUUUCCCUGCCCAGGUUUCAGAAUGCCCUGUUGCCGUGGCAGAAUGCCCUGUUGCCGUGGCUGCUGCCCCCCACACCCCAGGGCCAUGUCAGAGCCCCCACCUUCCCUCCACCAGCAUGCCGCUCCUGAAGAUGCCUCCUCCAUUCUCGGGUUGCAGCCACCCCUGUAGUGGGCACUGCAGUGGGCACUGCAGCGGGCCCCUCCUCCCACCACCCAGCUCUCAGCAGCUCCCUAGCACUCACAGCAGGGACCUUGGGUGCAAGGGGCACAAGUUUACCCACAGUGGCCUGACGUGCCAGCUUCCCCAGCCAUGCGAGGCAGACGAGGGGCUGGGCGAGGAAGAGGACAGCAGCUCGGAGCGUAGCUCCUGCACCUCAUCCUCCACCCACCAGCGAGAUGGGAAGUUCUGUGACUGCUGCUACUGUGAGUUCUUCGGCCACAAUGCGCCACCCGCUGCCCCGACGAGUCGGAAUUAUACCGAGAUCCGAGAGAAGCUUCGCUCAAGGCUGACCAGGCGCAAAGAGGAGCUGCCCAUGAAGGGGGGCGCCCUGGGCGGGGUCCCUGGGGAGCCCGCCGUGGAUGAUCGAGAUGUGGAUGAGCUGCUGGAAUUCAUCAACAGCACGGAGCCCAAAGUCCCCAACAGCGCCAGGGCUGCCAAGCGGGCCCGGCACAAGCUGAAAAAGAAGGUAAUAGCACCACCAGCCACCCAGCUGCCUCAACCAGAGCCCCAGAUGCCAUCUGGGGAGGACUGCGUCGUGGUGAUGGCGAGCAGCAGGCCUUGCAAUUGGACCAGUUUGAAACCUGGCUCUACCGUACUUGCUGAAAAAGAGAAGGCCCAGUUGGCAGCGGAAGCUCUGAAGCAAGCAAAUCGUAGUGUUUCUGGAAGCCGGGAGCUGAGGCCUGCCAGGGAGAGUCUUUUGGCGUGGCCCGAUCGGGAGCUGGAUCGGGUCAACAGCUUUCUGAACAGCCGUCUACAGGAGAUCAAGAACACCGUCAAGGACUCCAUCUGUGCCAGCUUCAGUAUGUGUGAGCUCAGCGUGGACAGCAAUGGCUUCUCUAAGGAAGGGGCCACUGAGCCAAAACCUCAGAGUCUAGCCCCCUCAAACCCCAGUGGCUCCUCAGAGCAAAGGCCUGACAUUAACCUUGACCUAUCCCCUUUGACUUUGGGCUCCCCUCAGAACCAUGUGUUGCAAGCUCCAGGAGAGCCAGCCCCACCACGGGCAGAAAUGAGAAGUCCCCACCCACCAUGGACAGAGGUGAAGGGCCCCCCUCCUGGUAUCAUCCCUGAGAAUGGGCUAGUGAGGAGACUCAACACCGUGCCCAACCUUUCCCGGAUGAUCUGGGUCAAGACACCCAAGCCAGGUAACCCUAGCUCUGAGGAGCCAAGCAUAAAGCAGGCCCUUGGUUGCAAGCAGGAGCUGCCUGAGCCUGUGGCCUCAGGUGGGAAGCCACGGAAGGGCAAGAGACAGGGUAGUCAGGCCAAGAAGAGUGAGGUGAGCCCAGCUUCCCAGUCCCCAGCCUGCCUUGAGACUCCCAGUGCCAAGGGCCAGACCCCUAGUCCCAAGCAGCCAAGCAAGGCCCCGGAGCCUCCCAGAGUGGACAGUUGUGCUGAAGCUGGAGAAGGGGGCCAGGGGAACCAACCAGGACCAGGCUGGGCUGACAGCCCCAAAGCUGACAAGGAGAAGGGCCGCUCCUGGCGAAACUGGCCAGGUGAAGCCAAGGCACGGCCUCUGGAGCAGGAGUCUGUACAGCCCCCAGGCCCAGCAAGGCCGCAGAGCUUGCCACAGGGCAAGGGCCGCAGCCGCCGGAGCCGCAACAAGCAGGAGAAGUCAGCCUCCUCGUUGGACGAUGUGUUCCUGCCCAAGGACAUGGAUGGGGUGGAGAUGGAUGAGACUGACCGGGAGGUGGAGUACUUCAAGAGGUUCUGUCUGGAUUCUGCAAAGCAGACGCGUCAGAAAGUUGCAGUGAAUUGGACCAACUUCAGCCUCAAGAAAACCACUCCCAGCACAGCUCAGUGAGCCCCUGCCAGAACCAGCUUCUUAAGGGUGUCCUGAGACCCCAACUGCCAGCCGAAGGUCUACAGUUUUCUCCAUCACAUCCCCACCUACCUGCCCAAGACCCCACUCCCCGCUCCACCAUCCUGGACCAACCAAAAGCUGAAUAGAUGCUGUUCAUGCUGGGGCCCCUCAGGACCUCCGCAGAGCUGCUUCCUGGUGCUACGCAGCCUCCACACUCAGAGCCCGGAGGCUGGGCUGGCCGGUGGGCUUGGGGGCUGAUGGUACUGCUGGCCCAACACUGCUCUUUUUGAGUUUGGUUUUUUUGUUUUUGUUUUACUUGGUUUUCAAUUCUUUACUUUUGAUACUGUGAAAAUCUUUCCUGCCGAAAGAUAAAGCAACAUUUGGACACAGA
This is a messenger RNA of Budorcas taxicolor (takin), 3563 nucleotides long. It is a transcript of the gene FAM193B, whose product is annotated as family with sequence similarity 193 member B. Gene Ontology annotation, cellular component: nucleus; cytoplasm. Bases 644 to 3172 code for a protein of 842 amino acids. The transcript is spliced from 13 exons. NCBI's taxonomy places the organism in Eukaryota, Metazoa, Chordata, Mammalia, Artiodactyla, Bovidae. The record is from RefSeq and is a predicted model, not a curated record.